Molecule: messenger RNA, 1662 nt
Organism: Eriocheir sinensis (Chinese mitten crab)
Lineage: Eukaryota; Metazoa; Arthropoda; Malacostraca; Decapoda; Varunidae
Exons: 4
Coding region: 33-986 (317 amino acids)
Source: RefSeq, a predicted model, not a curated record
GUCUGCCGUCUUUGUCUCUGGUGCAGUACACGAUGAGCCCCGCGAUGCUGCUGAAGGCCUGGGCCGUCCUCACGCUUCUGGCAACACUUCUGCCCCAGGUCUCCCCCGCCGCUGUGGACGAAGGAGAGGUCCCUGGCAGUGUGAUGAAACAAAGCACAAACGCGUGUGAGGCCGCAGGAGGAACAUGCACCAAGGAUUCACAAUGCAAUAAUCGGGCCCCGCAGCUUGAGUGCUCUGAGGACGCCCCUUACUGCUGUUUGUCCUCCUCCAACUCGUCCAGCACAGGAGACGAAGGUGGCGAUGGACAACACUACCAGAGGGACGCAGGCGCAGAGGGUGACGCAGACCACAAGCAGGCUCGGCGAAGAGACAACGACGCCCGUAGGGCCAACAACUGCGUCCCGAACACGAAGUGCGCGGACGCCGGGGGAGUGUGCACCCAGCGGAGGCAAUGCACGACCAGAGUACUGAUCAACAAGUGCGGCAAGAAUACCAAGUGCGAGUGUUGCCUCCUAGCGCGUACAGUGACGAAAGCACCCAGUCCAGCUGUGAUAAUAGCUUCGGACGAGCAGCAGCAGUUGGUGAACCUCUCGGCUAUCGUUCUAGAUCUUCUGAGUCUCCAAAACACAAUCACCAAUGCCCUGACGGCUAUAAUUAGAUUCAUCCUCUCAAUAGUGGCACCUGACGUUGACUUUAGUGGCCGACGGACGAGUAUCUCAAAGGACGUCGACAACCUUCACGCCACGGCAGCGAAAUUAGUGAAAACCGUGAUGAGCAGGAACACGUUAAAUAUCAAGACAGUAAUCAUUGAGCUGGAGAGCCAACGAAUCUCUUUAAUGAAACACGACCCGCGCGGCAUAACUCGAGCUGACGUCGACAGCCUGAGCCGCACGUCAAAGCUCCUUGUGUCCGUCAUGAGAGUUCUCCCGGAUAUGUACGACGCAGCGCUGACGAAGGCGGUGUCCAUCAAGAUGCAGCAGGGUUGAUUGUUCCCUGACAAUCUCUGACCACCGCCACCACGACCCCUACGACAUGUCUUAAGACGUCAGUCGCUGUCUAGGCGACCCAAACGACAAGAUGACAAUAACAGCAACAAUGACAAAAAGAGAACAGUUAGAGAAGAAGCAUAAAGCCGCAAAGAUAAAAUUGGGAGAAUACGAGGGAGACGUGAAAUGCGUCUUUGUACUAUCGCCUACAGCAGCAGCAACAACAGAAGAGAACUGAUUGAAUGUCAGCGCUAACAUACUCGAAAGUAACUAAUCAAGAGUGACAGCCCAGCUAUCGACGACAACUUGACAAACCCAAAUAUCCUCACGCUCCUGUAAUUAACAGCAACGAAGACAUAACAGUCUUGGUCAACACGCCAAUGGUAUGACGCUGGCUGCAUUACUACCAGCCAAAGAUUCCCUCCUCCAAACACUAUCAGGCCGGCAUCUCCAUCUCCGCGUGGGCUUCAACACCUCCCGGCCGUUCUGUCCUGGCGGGCCUGGGGGACAUCCCGUUUUCACACUCUGAGGCUCCAGGAUCCAACCCUAAAUAUCACCCAGCUGAUGGUUUGCCUUCAUUACAGUGACAAAGUUUUCGGUUUAGUUGAAAUGUAGUACCCAGCACGUCUGAGGUCAUUUAAAUGUGAACUGUCAAUAUUAAAACUUUUGCACAUGA